Messenger RNA from Populus trichocarpa (black cottonwood), 2071 nucleotides. RefSeq lists its product as uncharacterized. NCBI's taxonomy places the organism in Eukaryota, Viridiplantae, Streptophyta, Magnoliopsida, Malpighiales, Salicaceae. The record is from RefSeq and is a predicted model, not a curated record. Gene Ontology annotation, molecular function: RNA binding; pseudouridine synthase activity. The transcript has 7 exons. Bases 79 to 1077 code for a protein of 332 amino acids. Gene Ontology annotation, biological process: tRNA pseudouridine synthesis.
AUAUAGGAGGAGGGCCUGCCUUAGUCCUCGGGAUAGAUGGAAAACUGAAAUUAUCUCUCUCCAAUCCAAAACCAAAAGAUGACAUGUUAUGGUGGGGUUGCAGCAGCGGCAGCCCUUCCUUCUCUUCCACCUACAACUCUGACUACGCUUCCUUCUUCAUCCAGUAACACCUCUGUAAGAGUAAGAGAUGUGGGCAGUGGUGGCGCAGAACAUCCUAAUACGGUAUUGAAGCCAACCGUUGAUGGGUUUAAGUGGCGCUUACUUAUAUCUUAUGAUGGCACUCACUAUAAAGGCUGGCAAUUUCAGCAAACCCCUCCAACUAUACAGUGCAUUCUAGAAAAAGCUUUAACUCGAGCUACAAAGCUUGAAAGGAAGGAUCUUCAUUUAGUUGGUGCCAGUAGGACAGAUGGAGGAGUGCAUGCCUGGGGUCAGGUGGCACACUUUGUUACACCUUUCAAUUAUGACAGCUUGGAUAGCAUUCAUGCAGCUCUCAAUGGUCUUCUUCCUCCUGACAUUCGUGUUAGAGAAAUUAGUGCUGUAGUUCCUGAGUUCCAUGCUCGAUUUUCUGCCAAGGGAAAGACUUAUCACUACAAGAUAUUUAAUGAUACUGUCAUGGAUCCAUUUCAGCGUCUGUAUGCAUACCAUGUUACUCAUAAACUCAAUGCUGCUGUAAUGAGAGAAGCAGCAAAUCAUUUUAUUGGAACCCGCGAUUUCUCUGCUUUUGUCAAUUCAUCACGCAAUGAUGGAGUGCCAAAUCCAGUGAAGACUAUUUUUCGAUUUGAUAUCAUCAAAAUGGGAGCUCUCCUACAGCUAGAAGUUGAAGGCUCCGGUUUCAUGUAUAGACAAGUGCGGAACAUGGUUGCUUUGCUGCUCCAAAUUGGCAAGGAAGCAAUUUCUCCUGAUAUUGUCCCAAAGAUUUUAGCUACUCGUGAUCGCAAGGAGCUCGCUAAAUAUACCUUGGCUGCCCCACCUCACGGACUCUGUCUUGUAGCUGUUAAGUAUAAUGAAGAGCACCUACAACUUCCGUUAGUUUGCCCUACAACCAGUCUUGGUAGGCAUCACAGCAUAAGCAAGUGAGUGGGUUGGAAGGACUUGGAAUAUUGGAAGGUGGUGUUGAUUCUCGAAGAAAUCCUUGUUUUCAUGACUGACCAAUUCAUAGUGGAGCCUUACUUCCCAGAUCUCUUUGCUAGGCAAUUUGGAUUGUGUGAGGACAUCCCCAACCCUUUAUUGGCUGUAUAUAAUCACCAAGGCAUAUCCAUAGGGCUAUUCUCCCCUUUUGAGGUCUUUGACCUUAUGUAGAAGAACAUCAUGGACUAUAAGAUUGUGACCUCCCUUUUUAAACUACAAUUGCAUUUACCUAUGGUGUAGCUUUCAUUAAAUGGUGGAGCUUUCAUAUCUCUUGUGCUAUUUUUGCCCUCGAAAGGCAUUUUGAGGCUCAACUCAAAUGAUACGUGAAAAAUUAGAAGCAUGUGAAGAGAGGACUUCCACGAGAUUUGCUCCUUUGAUAAUUUAAUCCUUAGAAUUCUAAAGAAGAUUGUGAACGUGGAAAGUCUGCAGAUGAGCUGGACAUACCUUGAACUGAGCCCUUCAUGAAGGGUAAGAUAAAAACAAUUUCUUAAAGGUAUGUCACUUGUUGAUUUCUUUUUUUGUCAAUUUUCACACACGUUUCCUUAUUUAUAUAUUUCUCUUAUUUGUUUUUUUGUAGUUGUUGCCAAAAAAAUAAAUAUAGAAUCCAACCCGUACCAGGAGUCUAUAAAUUCUAGGAAGCCAGUCCUCUCUUACAAGGAGAAAAACAACGAUCCUAUUGAUACCGCUCCAAUUUCUCUUCGAACACGAGGCGUUUCCGCACCUAGGGAUGGAAUUAUCAAAGGGACUCCUGGAACUCUUUCGCCUAAGGUUACUUCAUUACCUCCAACAACAGAAGUGAUCCAUCUUGAAAAAGAUGCUCUUUUAGAGGCUGUUAUUGCUGCUUCUUUAAGAACUCUAACCUUCCCAGCUUUCAGAAUUAAGCUUGUGGAUCAAGUACAAAAAGUGACUCUUGUUCCAAUGAAAGUUUAAAGUACCUUCGUCA